GGGGAUGCGGGGCUUGUUCACAUAAUAGCCGGCGGGUGAAGGCGUGGUGAGUGUGGCUGAAUACGAGGCGAGUGUGUGCGCUACAGUGUAGCACCGGAGGAUGAACACGGACACCGGCUGCACGGCGGCUCCCCUCCCUGGCAAAAGCAGUCGGGGAGACAGCUGAACGUCGGGGUGAUCAAUAUGCAGGGGAAGCCCUACCUUAUCAAUACUUAGAGCGGGAUAUAAGGAGCGCAAAGAUGACUGAGGGCAGACUGUGCCAAGUGCAGCUGCUGGAUGACAGGAAGCUAGAGCUGCUGGUUCAGCCUAAGCUGCUGUCGUACGAACUCCUUGACUUGGUGUCCUCCCACUUCAACCUCAAAGAGAAGGAAUUCUUUGGACUUGCAUUUUUCGAUGACAAUGGUCAGCGUAAGUGGUUGCAGAUGGACCGCAGAGUUCUUGAACAUGACUUUUCGAAGAAGCCCGGGUCCAUUGCCCUCAACUUCCUGGUCAGGUUUUAUGUAGAAAACAUAACGCAGCUUAAGGACAUCAUAACGGUGGAGUUAUUCUUCCUGAAUGCGAAAUCUGCUGUCUACAAUGGGAUUAUCGAAGUGGAGAGUGAAAACGUCUUCAAAUUAGCUGCAAAUGCUUUGCAGGAGGCUAAGGGAGACUACACAAGUGAUGAAAACACUAGAGCUGACUUGAAGAAACUACCAACUCUUCCCACCAAAGUACUCAAGGAGCACCCAUCACUGGCAUACUGUGAGGAUCGUGUAAUUGAAUACUAUAAACAGCUGAAAGGGGUCUCCCGAGGACAGGCCAUUGUGCAGUAUUUGACGUUAGUGGAAUCGUUGCCCACGUAUGGCGUGCACUACUAUGAAGUUAAGGAUAAACAAGGGAUCCCAUGGUGGCUUGGAAUCAGCUAUAAGGGCAUCGGCCAGUAUGACCUGCAGGAUAAAUUAAAACCUCGAAAGCUAUACCAGUGGAAGCAGCUAGAAAACUUGUACUUCCGAGAGAAAAAAUUUGCUGUAGAAGUUAAUGAUCCACACAGGAGAGCAGUAACCAAGCGCACCUUUGGGCAGACUGGCCUACUCAUCCACACGUGGUAUGCCAGCCAUUCUCUGAUCAAAACCAUUUGGGUCAUGGCCAUUAGCCAGCACCAGUUCUACUUGGACAGAAAGCAAAGCAAAGCCAAAUUAGGAGCAGCAAGGAGCCUGGAGGAAAUUGCUAUGGAUCUCACUGAGCACGGAGGAGCAAAAAUAAACAGACUGGGAGACACAGGCCUGAAGAAUAACUUCAUAACAGCCAGCAAUGGGAGUCUGGUAUCUACAGGUUCUGCAGACUCUGAAAUGAGUGAGGAACAGAAAAAAGAGAAACUUUCUGAGCUGAGGAAAAAAGAACAAGAGAUCCAAGAUAUUUUGGCCAAGAAAACAAAAGAACUGAAGAAGAUUUGCCUGAGAGAGGCGGAGCUUACUGGCAAGCUGCCAAAAGAGUAUCCUCUCUCUUCAGGUGAAAGACCGCCACAGGUCAGACGGCGAGUUGGCACUGCUUUCAAGUUAGAUGACCUAUUCCCCUACCAUGAGGAUCCUUUCCUGAGGAACCUGGAGAGCAGAUUUGCUCUGCAGCAAAAGAUUGUGGAGGCGGCUAAGAAACUUGCAAAUGAGCCAGAAUUGUGCAAAACAGUCAAGAAGAAGAGGAGAAGAAACUGUUUGGAUGCCAUGCACAAACUGCAGCAGAUAGAGGAUGAGAUGAACCAGUACAGAAUCAAGAAGGGAAAAAAGCCCACACAGCGGGCCUCAGUGAUCAUUGCAGAUGAACUCGUCCGUUCCAACUGUAGCUCCCUGUCUAGUCUCCCACUGGAUGAUGACGACUCAGACAGCGUCAAUCAGAGGCCACGGUCACGGUCGGUCCAAGGUUCCCCUCAGCUUAGCCCAAUGCGAUCACUGGGGGCAGAAUUUGAUUUAGAGAGACAGGGAUCUCCGAGGGAAAAUCACAAUAACAAGAAUCACAGCAGAUUAGCUUUUGAAGGCCAGGAGGCUUCCCACUACUACCAGAAUCCAAGAGAUGUCUCCUCCACCCACAGUAGUCCCUAUAAAACACUUCCCAGACCUCCUAGAGAUCCACGCAGCAUGCCUCCUACCCCGGUUAUGACCCGCAAUGCCUACAGCAGCAGCCAGCUCAGGUCUGAGGGGUCUCCUCAUUGCUUCAGGCAUCGCAGCGGAAGUCUGGAGUCACAACCUCGACUACGAAAAGACACAGACUCAGAGAAGCCAGUGUUUAUUUUGUCACAACCCCACCGCAGCAACAGCACGGAGGUAUUGGAGGACUGCUCCUCCUACACCAGUCAGUCCAGUUUGGACUACUGCGGGGCAGCCAACUCCCACUACAGUACACUGGACUCCCGCACCUCAACCAUGCAUCGCCUCCACAGGAAGGUGGAAGUGUACGGAAAUACCGGCAGCAUGCCCAACUUAGUCCAGCACCAUUCUGGUUGCAGUUAUUCAUGUGAGACCUCAGCACACUAUGCUCCGAGUGCCUACUACGUCGCUGACUACCCCUGCUCAGACAUGGAGCCUUAUGCUAACGGUGCCUAUGUGUUUGAGAAUGAAGUCGAGGGUCACUACAACGUCAAUCCCUCCUACCAAAUGAAUGGGUAUCAUGGACAUGACAGAUUCAGGCAUUACAGCACUGACCGGGCAGAUGGUCUUUCCCAGAAUCCCUAUGCGACAGUGAGGCCACCCCGGAACAGAGAGGGGCCCAGAAAUGAGCUCUUGGCAAAGAACAUGCAGAAGGCCCUGGUGGCGGAGCAUCUGAGAGGCUGGUACCACCGGAGCAGGGGCCACAGGGAGGGAGGGAGGGGGAUGCUGGCUGGAUUUGACUUUGACAGUGGCUCUCAGCUCAGUCUGGGCUACCAGACCAUGCCAGCAGCCUUCAGCCACUCCAGCAGAACCACCUCCUUCUCCUCAGUGUCCUCAGUAGAGAGCACAGGCAACUGGCGUAACCAGCUGGCAGUUGGCCUGACGGAGUAUGACACACCCGACACACCUCAGUACCCUCACCCUGGAGCUCAUGCUUCACCGUACAACCGCAGUCCCACACACAGCAGACUUUCUCCAGAAAACAAAGUGUCUGACACAAUGCCUAAAAAUUCUGAGUCAGUUGAGAUGGUUGGCGCUGAGGCCACUAGUACAGAUGAACCAUCAGACAACCAUUCUAGCACUUAAGGAUUUCACCCAGAUGGAAGCUACAUGAGCAUCCACUGAAGAGGACCAAACCAAAAUUUGGCACAAAUAAAGCCAUGGCCAGCAGCACAUGAAGGUGAUGAAGUUGAAACACAGGCUGUACACAAAUGUUUUGGCCGCCAUAACUCCAUCUUAGGAGAUGCUCUAUCUGUGGUGGAGUCUAGGUGUACGCUGUCCUCAUGUUAAAGUAACCUCUGAACACAGUGAUGACACUCUUGAAUGACUUUCCCAUGUGCCUUGGAUUGGAUGAAUUGUACAGGCAGAUGAGAAUGUGUCAAGAAACUUUUAAGAUGUUGCACAACCGCACUGGAUUAUAACACUACUGUGUAUUAAAGAUGAAAAAGAGGCAACAUGUUUUUAAUCGAACCCAAUUCCAUGUAUUUUAACAGGAACUAGCUACUGCCUUAUACAAAACAGUAGAUGAUAGAAUAAAAUUACUUUCGUUACUUUCAUCUCAGUAAAGUACAUAAAAAUAAUCCUAAAUAUAACAUCAAAUUGAAAACAGCUUGAAAUGUUCACAAAUGUGACAUGAUAAAAAAAAGAUCAUCAUCAUCAUUGAUCAUCAUUAGAGCAGACUCUGUAGUCAACAAAUUUCCAUUUCUUACUUUCCUUAAACUUUAAAUCAGAAUGUAUUAUGUCAAUAUUGUUUAUAGAACCAUUUGUCCUUGUUGGUGCCGUAUUGUGUUUUUAAAUGCAUGAUGAGAACACAGAUUUUUUGAUAAGAACUUCUUUUUAUAUCAACAGAAGACCACUGCCGUAAAAACCAUAUUCAUGUCCCAUUAUUUGUUUUCUCACAUAUUUGUACAGUCAGUGUAGUUACAUGUUGUUUGAUGUUGUCAUAAAAUAUUUUCCACGGGGAACAAGGAUGUGAAUAAAUACAUGUGUGACACAUAAAGGGCUGUUGUCACUUUCUUGAAGCGGCUGGUGUGCGUGGUAAACAACCGGUUCAGGUUCUCUAAUUAAGUGAGUGAGUAAGCCUUUAGGGCAGAGUAAGGUAUCCUGGAGAAAAACUUGAGCGAAA
Molecule: messenger RNA, 4242 nt
Organism: Lates calcarifer (barramundi perch)
Lineage: Eukaryota; Metazoa; Chordata; Actinopteri; Centropomidae
Gene: frmd4bb
Product: FERM domain containing 4Bb
Exons: 24
Coding region: 240-3203 (987 amino acids)
Biological process (GO): establishment of epithelial cell polarity
Cellular component (GO): bicellular tight junction; cytoskeleton; adherens junction
Source: RefSeq, a predicted model, not a curated record